This is a messenger RNA of Adineta ricciae, 921 nucleotides long. The record is from the annotation of a GenBank genome assembly. NCBI's taxonomy places the organism in Eukaryota, Metazoa, Rotifera, Eurotatoria, Adinetida, Adinetidae.
AUGUCUCUGGUAUACACAUCCCAACAGAUUAUGGUUUACAGUAGUGUUUUCCUUCUUCUUUUUGGAAUAUUCGGUAACACAAUGAGUAUCUACAUGUUCUCAAGUGUCCCAACAUAUCGACGAACUCCGGCAACAUUCUAUUUUCUAAUGGAAUCCGCUUUCCAGAAUAUUUAUUUGUUUAUUAAUCUUAUACCUCGCAUCAUUGCUUUCAAUCUUGGAUACGAUUUCGCCAACGUCUCAUCAUUGUGGUGUAAGUCGCGACAAGUAAUUUUAACGGUCGCAUCGACAUCGGCAAUUACUUUGGCUAGUUUAUGUAUGAUUGAUCAAUAUUUAAUCACAUCAUCCAAUGCAUCAGUUCGUCGAUUGAGUCAAAUCAAAUUCUCUCAUCGCAUUUCUUUUAUCGUUACCAUUAUCUGGUGUCUUCAUGCGAUUCCAUUCUAUUUAUAUGCGGAAAUAUCACCAAUAACAAAAACAUGUGUUCCUAUGAAUCCCGGUCUUGCCGCUUAUGUCCCAAUAUAUUUUCUUAUCAUUCACUGUGGAAUUCCAGCAUCGAUCUUACUCAUAUUUGGAAGUUUAACUUAUCGAAAUAUUCGUCGAACCAUCAAUCUUUCUGAGCGACGCGCUGAUAGACAACUCUUGAAGAUGACAGUUUUACAAAUAAUUCUUCUUGUGUGCUCUACGGGUCCACUAGGAGUUUAUUGGCUGUACAGUCUAAUUGUAUCUGGAAUUAUCAAAGAUCAAGAUCGAAUAACGAAGGAAUAUCUUGCUUAUGCGAUGAUCAGUACUGAACAAGGAUUUUAUUACUCAUCAAGUUUCUACAUAUUCUUGUUCUCAUCAAAAGUUUUCCGUCGACAUGUAAAGCAACGUUUACUAAGACAACGGCGUACCAAUUCAGUUGUUCCAAAUAAUCAGAUCCAAUAA